Saccharomycopsis crataegensis is the source of this 771-nucleotide messenger RNA. RefSeq names its product nucleoporin. The transcript is spliced from 2 exons. Lineage: Eukaryota; Fungi; Ascomycota; Saccharomycetes; Ascoideales; Saccharomycopsidaceae. Gene Ontology annotation, biological process: endoplasmic reticulum tubular network organization; membrane organization. Gene Ontology annotation, cellular component: endoplasmic reticulum; membrane. The coding region runs from base 1 to 771 and encodes 256 amino acids. The record is from RefSeq and is a predicted model, not a curated record.
AUGUCCAGUCCCUCAUCUUCUUCGUCAAAACCAUCGACAACAGAUAACUUGUACGCCCUUACAAAGAAUAUCCAAUUCUUUUGGUUUGUAGGCCAUAUCGUCACUUUCUUUUCCAGUGUGCUUUAUCUCCUCACUUUCCGUUCUGGCGGAUUGGCCAACACUUUGUUUUUCAGAUUGGCGUAUCUAGGAGUCAUUGAAUCGUUUGGGAUCAUCCUUUAUCAAUCGUACAAAGGCCGUCAGCCAACCCUCCAAUUGUUAUUUGGCGAUGACAAUGCCCAGUACACUUUCGAUGCUCUUUUAUGGUUUUUUGCUCCAGUAAACACCUUGUCAUUGGCACCUUUUGUGAUCUUCUCCCUUUUCCACUCGUUAACCUACAUCAGAAACCAGAUCUUGCCAGCUUUGAAUUACUCGCAAACCACCAGCACCCUCGGUAAAAUCAGCACCUUGAUCACCAACAAUAACGACAGCUCGUUAGUAUUGGUGGCUAAUUUGGAAUUCUUUCUCUUGGUGGUGUUGAUCUUCAAAGCAUUGUUCUUCAUGAAACGUUCGUGGAUCAUUCUUGUCGGUUACACCCUUUUCAUGAAGUUGAGAUAUGAGAAAUCUGUCUACACUAAAGCAGUGUUGAAAGCCUACGAAGUCAGAAUCGAUGGGGUAUUUUCCGAUUCAAGAUUGCCUCCAAAUGCCAAGCAAUAUUGGGCUAAAUUGAAGGCAGUGUUGAGUGCCACUCUUGGGACUCCUUUGGCAGCUAAUGUCGCCUCCAAGAACAAAUGA